This is a messenger RNA of Syngnathus acus (greater pipefish), 4610 nucleotides long. RefSeq names its product high-affinity choline transporter 1-like. Gene Ontology annotation, molecular function: choline:sodium symporter activity. Lineage: Eukaryota; Metazoa; Chordata; Actinopteri; Syngnathiformes; Syngnathidae. The coding region runs from base 1178 to 2947 and encodes 589 amino acids. The transcript is spliced from 9 exons. Gene Ontology annotation, biological process: neuromuscular synaptic transmission; synaptic transmission, cholinergic; choline transport. The record is from RefSeq and is a predicted model, not a curated record. Gene Ontology annotation, cellular component: perikaryon; plasma membrane; dendrite.
UGUGUGUGUGUAACCCUUCCAAUUAGACUCACUGUGUGCAUUGCAGCCUAGCCUGUCAGCGGUAACUGUCAUAACACUGUCGCUAACAGCUGUCACACUUAGAAGAAUAUUUACAUUAAGGAGUAGGUAUUGAUUAACAGUAUGGCAAAAAAAUAUUUCACGACUCCUUGUAAUUUUUCUUUUAAUUAAUGAUCAGUCUUUAGCACAUUGGGUGCCUAUUUUUAACCUUCACAUUUAAUACUAAUAAAUAAUAAAAAACACUAUUGCUCAAUACUAGGGACAAUGAGUAUCCAUCCUUCUAACUGAGCUUAAAUGAAGUAUUGCCAACUACUUCAUUAUUUGCAAGUGGUGACUUAAAGGAACAACAACAUAAUGCAAUAUGUCAACACCACCUGUAGCAAAAACGACACACUAAAUAAGAGUCAAGCCAUUGUUUUUUCCCAUCGCUACCACCUCAUAAAUCCACUUUGACGUGACAUUUGGUACUCCGAACUCGAGUGUUGAACCUGAGAUUUAGUGAUGCGGAGCUCUCCCGAUUGAUUCGCAGUUGCAGAUCUAAAGUGGCCCAUAAGAUUGGGAACACUGACACACAAAUCAUUCAACUUAACCAUCUUAUAACCAGAAGUGUUUUAAAAUAGUUAAGCAAGCAAAGGCAGUCCAAAAAGUAACCAAGUUAACAUUUCAAAUAUGAUAUUCACAUAUUGGAAAGGUUUGCAAGUGACGCACAGCCUCACUUGCCACUCUCUAUUAGAUGCUAUUUUGGUCCUGCCCUGGAAGACAUUCAUCUAGCAUCUACCCACCCUGACAGCAUCCAAUAAACCCACCACUCCCAUUCAUCUCCACACCCACGACAAACCACCCCCACCCACCUUUUUCCACUCUCUCGCUCCCUCCCCAUCUUUCUCUCUCUUUCUCUCUCACACACACACACACACACACACACACGUACUACGUCCCGCAGAUGUGCCAGGGAUUUGAAGACUUAAAAACACUGUAAUAUAAUCGUGUUUGGACUUUGAACAUCACUAAAUGGUGAAAUAUAACUUCCAUCCAACAAGGCAUCUUCUUUGAUUUAAUUUUGGAACCUUCUUAUUCCUGCUUUUGGCUGUGGUUGUCAACUCAUUCAAAGAAAAAGUGUUGCCGUUUUCUCAAUGAGCAAUUGAAGACACUGAACAAGAUGACCAUCCACGUCGAGGGUAUCGUGGCUAUUGUACUUUUUUAUCUGGUGAUUCUCUUCGUGGGCAUUUGGGCGGCGUGGAAGAACAAGAAUUCCGGCGUGGUUGAUGGCAGGGACCGGAGCGAGACCAUCAUGGUCGGUGGCCGGGACAUUGGCUUAUUUGUGGGUGUAUUCACUAUGACCGCGACUUGGGUAGGGGGAGGCUACAUCAACGGGACAGCUGAAUAUGUCUACUUACCCGACUAUGGCUUGGCUUGGGCCCAAGCACCCUUUGGCUACGCUCUCAGCCUGGUACUAGGUGGCCUUUUUUUUGCCAAACCGAUGCGAUCCCGUGGCUAUGUCACAAUGUUGGAUCCUUUCCAACAGCUCUACGGGAAAAGGAUGGGGGGUCUGCUUUUCAUCCCCGCUGUCAUGGGCGAAAUCUUCUGGUCCGCAGCCAUUUUAUCUGCCUUGGGUGCCACUCUGAGUGUGAUCGUGGACAUAAACAUCAACAUGUCCGUGGUGAUCUCAGCCCUGAUUGCUAUCUUCUACACUCUUGUGGGAGGACUCUACUCAGUUGCUUACACAGAUGUAGUGCAACUCUUCUGCAUCUUUGUGGGUUUGUGGAUCAGUGUGCCUUUUGCGUUGUCCAAUCCUGCUGUGUCAGACAUCAGUGUGACAGCCAAGGAGGCCAUCCACCAGUCACCCUGGCUGGGGAAAAUUGAGCCAGCAGACAAAUGGCUCUGGGCAGAUAAUUUCUGUUUGCUGAUGUUGGGUGGGAUCCCCUGGCAAGUCUAUUUUCAACGGGUUCUUUCUGCUUCUUCAGCUACCUACGCCCAGGUCCUUUCCUUCCUCGCUGCCUUCGGCUGUUUGAUCAUGGCAGUUCCCUCGAUCCUCAUAGGAGCUAUCGGGGCAUCCACUGACUGGAAUCAGACUUCCUAUGGGGCCCUACCUCCAAAAGAGAGAGAUGAAUCCGACAUGAUCCUUCCGAUUGUGCUUCAGCACCUCUGCCCGCCUUACAUCUCCUUCUUUGGCCUGGGAGCGGUGUCGGCUGCCGUCAUGUCAUCCGCAGAUUCCUCCAUUCUAUCUGCCAGCUCCAUGUUUGCGAGGAACAUCUAUCAACUUGCUUUUCGACAGUCGGCUUCGGAUCGUGAGAUUGUCUGGGUGAUGCGUCUCACUAUCUUCGUUUUCGGAGCCCUCGCCACAGCCAUGGCUUUGUUAACCGGAACAGUAUACGGCUUGUGGUACCUGAGCUCGGACUUGGUCUAUGUCAUCGUCUUUCCUCAACUUCUUAGCGUCCUUUUUGUCAAAGGAACAAAUACGUACGGCUCAGUGGCCGCCUAUGUCUUUGGUCUUUUGCUACGAAUCGGCGGAGGCGAACCAUAUUUAAAACUUCCUCCCUUCAUCUAUUACCCUGGAUGGGUGAUCCAGGAGAAGAUACACCACCUCACCGGUGAUGUCGAGUAUUUUGUCCAGCAGAGAUUCCCCUUCAAGACAGUAUCCAUGUUGGCAUCCUUUUUAGCAAACGUGGCAUUUUCCUACCUGACAAAGUAUAUCUUCGAAAGUGGUACGCUGUCACAUAAGUACGACUUCUUCGAUGCUGUGGUCUCCAAACACAGCAAGGAGAUCAUGGACAAAGCCACACUGGUGAGCCAUGAUAAUAUCAUCCUAUCGGAGAUGACGCCCGUCAAAGGAGCACUGGGUGCCUCCCUCGCAGCCACCUUCACCAACAGAGAGGUCCUGAGCAAUGACGAAGUGUCAAGUCCUGAGGAGUUUCAAGAUGAAAAUUAAAUGUUUAAAGGCACAGCGGGAAAGAAAACUCACUACUGCCACACAAGGAGUCAAAGCAGUGGAGAUCUGCACUGGCUUCCAUGUGAUCCUACAUGUUUUAUUUGAUCCUAAUAAUGUUGAAUGAGGUUCCCAAAGUCAAGAAUGUUUCCAAAACUGGUUAUGCCAGGUUGGAUGCUUCAAAGCUUGAGCUUUAGGAAUUGGAGAUUGGUGCAAUCUUCUGGGUCUACAAUUCCAAUGUUCAAAUGGCAAAUUUCAGUGUACAUGUCUGUAAUCUUUUGUGUGUAGCCGAGAAUAUUCCAUGAACAGAAACGUAUUUUCCAAACCGAAUGGUUGGUUUUCUCUUCAUGAGCUCAAGCUUCUCGUGUGGUGGCCAUCAAUCAUGACGGAUCCUUACUUGACUUCGGAAUAUCUGACGCCUCCUUUGUUUUGGAUAUUCCUUGCUUAGAAGCUGAGAUUCGACUGUUGACCAGUUGAGUCAAGCAUAGUGUUAUGUGUUAAAGGAAUAUUCUCGCUACAAUGUAUAUCAGCUUGUCUGAAGUUCUAUUUGCAUAGAGUAAGUUUAUGAAUAGAGCAAUAAUAUUUUUAGUACCGGUAUCCAUGUUGUACAGAUAUAUGUAAUACGGAACGUACAAUUAGUUAUAGCUGGCGGAUUUUACUUGUGUCUUAAAACAAAUCACAUUUGCAGUAAAGCCUCAUCCAGACCUCAUAAACAAACUCGUAACCAAAGUAGACGGUUAGAUAUGAGAUUACAUUUCGUCACCAAAUAAAUGUCUGGUGUUAAAGUCUUUUGUGAAAGAAAAAUAAUGUAUGAGAUGUAUUCCAAUAUUUUUUAAUUUUUUUAAACAUUGCAGUAUUUUGUAAGUGUAACCUAAUGAAUCCAUAUAAAACAAAUGAGACUACUACUGCUCAGUAAAAUACUGUACAGCAGUAAUGCACCAAUGCAGUCUCUGCCCACCAGCGUUGGUGGAUGAAGCAGACAGGCGGACAUUUUGUUUCUAAUUACAGGGACUGACGAAGUGGUUUUUGAAAAGGACAAAAGCAGCAUCAAAGGUUAGGCUGAAAAUUAUAUCAAGCAAAUUAAUGGGAUCAAAGACUAGUGCCGUCGAAAUUUGGUGGGAUGACACAGGGAACCUCUUCGCUAGUAAUAUUAUUGAUAGCAUUUUCAAAUCUAUCAUCAUGGCUAUUUUGGACCAGACGGACACUUUUUAUUACUGUUUGCCACUGACACUUUGCUUUCCUUCGACAAGUCUGCCACUGCAGGUUAGCUGAGACAGGAAAAGAUUGUUUCCCCUGCAGGAUUGUUUGUCAGCACUGGUCAUUAUUGAUCCAAACAGGCAAUCAAUUAGUCCUCCGGACACUUGUUUAAUGAUGUGGAAAAAAGGAUGAGUUACAAAAACAUGCUGUAUUUAUUUUUCCAUUAUUAAGCGCUUCUAUUUCUGUACAUGUGUAUUUUUAGUUAAACAUCAUUCCUUGUCCUGUUUGAAGAAUCGAGAAGUUGUUAUCGCUGUAUUAUUGUUAUUUCUUUGCAAUUGUUCCUGUUGUUGGAGUACAUCGCUUUUUGUCUCUUAUGUUGUACUUUGCUGGUGUCUUCAGUGGACCCACUAUAAUCAGGCGAUGGGAAUGACUGGGUUAGAAAUGCUGCCAGUUGUUGGGAAAUUGAUUU